GUCUUGUUGUAGAACUUAGAAGGCGAGAGGGAGAGAGCUAUAAAGAGAGAAAAAUCCCAUUCUUCUUCGUGUCUUCUCUCUUUCCUCGGAAGGAUCGAGCCAUUACAAGAGUCUCUCUGGCUUUCAAAGUCAUAGGCUCAUAGCAAGUAAUGGAAGGGAGAUUGGCUAAUAUGUGGAGGUUGACUGUGAACGAAAGUAAGUUCGUGGAAACUGCGUUGCAGUCUGAGCUCAGAGUCGAUGGUCGUGGUCUUUAUGAUUACCGCAAGCUUACUAUUAAGUUUGGAAAAGAGUAUGGUAGCUCAGAAGUUCAACUUGGUCAUACUCAUGUGAUGGGUUUUGUGACUGCUCAGUUGGUACAACCUUACAAAGACAGACCUAAUGAAGGAUCUCUCUCUAUCUUCACGGAGUUUUCUCCUAUGGCUGAUCCAUCGUUUGAGCCUGGCCGUCCUGGCGAGUAUGCAGUGGAGCUGGGCCGUAUUAUAGACCGUGGUCUAAGAGAAAGCCGUGCGGUUGAUACAGAGUCACUCUGCGUUCUAGCUGGAAAGAAGGUCUGGUCUGUUCGCAUUGAUCUUCACAUUUUGGACAAUGGAGGGAACUUGGUUGAUGCUGCAAAUAUUGCUGCGUUAGCAGCGCUUAUGACGUUUAGGAGACCAGACUGCACUGUAGGAGGGGAAAACAGUCAAGAAGUUAUCAUACAUUCACUAGAGGAACGGGAGCCACUACCACUGAUAAUACACCAUCUCCCCAUAGCCUUUACGUUUGGAUUUUUCAACAAAGGCAACAUCGUGGUGAUGGACCCAACUUAUGUUGAAGAAGAGGUUAUGUGUGGGAGAAUGACUGUGACAGUCAAUGCCAAUGGUGAUAUAUGCGCAAUCCAAAAACCGGGAGAAGAAGGUGUGAACCAUAGUGUAAUCCUUCAUUGCUUACGUCUUGCUUCUUCAAGAGCUGCUGCAACAACAAAGAUUAUUAGAGAAGAGGUUGAAGCAUAUAACCGUGAGAAGAACUUACAGAAGGUGAAGCGACAUCCUACUUUGGCUAAAUCUGAAGUUUCUGGACCUAUUGUAGUUGUGAAGGAGGGACAUAAGAAGUCUUCAGAUGAGGAUAAAUCUGCAGAGAUGUCUCAGGAACAUGUCGAAUUGAAAACCAGCAAGGAACAGGAAGCUGUUGCCUCUCCUGCCACUUCCAAAGGAACUGAAACUCGUUCUGUUUCUUCUAAUCCAGCGAUCAAGGGAAAGACAAACGACUCUGGGCAUGCGCAGAAAGAAGUAACCGGAGAUGUAGAGAUGAAAGAUACACCUAAGGUUACAAAACACAAGGAUGGAGAGAAGACACUCAAAGAUGCUGUCAAGCCUAAGAAGAAGAAGAGGAAAAACAAAAGCAGUUGAAAGAAGUUUGAUGUUAGCACUUUAUUAUAAUAGAAAGAGCACAAAGCAAUGUGUUUAGAACUUCAUUAUAUAGUUAUUUGUUUCUUAUU
This is a messenger RNA of Brassica oleracea var. oleracea, 1474 nucleotides long. RefSeq names its product protein RRP45A. Bases 150 to 1385 code for a protein of 411 amino acids. The transcript is spliced from 8 exons. Gene Ontology annotation, biological process: nuclear polyadenylation-dependent rRNA catabolic process; nuclear polyadenylation-dependent mRNA catabolic process; U4 snRNA 3'-end processing. The record is from RefSeq and is a predicted model, not a curated record. Gene Ontology annotation, cellular component: cytoplasmic exosome (RNase complex); nuclear exosome (RNase complex). Lineage: Eukaryota; Viridiplantae; Streptophyta; Magnoliopsida; Brassicales; Brassicaceae.